AUGUCGAAUGCUGCUGAUCCCAACGCGGCUUUAUUGCCAAUUGUUUAUGAUUAUUUGAAAGAUUCGUGUAAAGACAUAGCAGAAGCUUUCCAGAAAAGAUUUAAGUUUAAAGCCAGUCAGACAUCUCCAAAGUUAAAAUCCAUUUACAAAGAUUGGUCAGGAAAAAGAAAGACUGAAGCCAUGAAUGGUCCAGUGAGUAAGAAAACCAAGAAAGAUGAAAGCUCAGAUGAUUCUAGUUCAUCAGAAGAUGAAAAACCUACAGUUAAGAAAGUAAAUGGAACAGCUUCAAAAACACCCCAAAAGAAAGUAGUCCCAGCUGCAAAUAAGACCCCAGUGAAAAGAACAAGAAAAGAAUCCAGCAGUUCAGAUACUUCCGAUGAAGAGGAUGCCAAGACAGCCUCAAAACCUCAGACUAAGGUGGCUAAAGUUACUCCCAAAGCUAAAGCCAAGAAAGACUUAGAUUCCGAGUCAGAUUCAGAAAGUAGCGAAGAUGAAUCCACUAAGGUGAAGGCAAAAGCUAAGCCAAAGCCCAAGACAGCUGCAGUCAAAGCAGCAACCAAAAAAGCUGAAUCGUCUGACAGCUCAGAUAGUAGUGAUGAAGAAGACUCGAAGCCCAAAGGAAAGACAGCUGUAGCAAAACCUGCUGCAAAAGCUACUCCAAAACCAGCAGCCAAGAAAGCAGAAUCUUCAGAUUCCUCGGAUAGCAGCAGUGAGGAUGAAAAACCUAAAACCGCAGUUAAAGCUGCCCAGAAACCAACUCCAAAACCUGCAGCCAAAAAAGCAGAAUCUUCUUCAUCUUCAGAUUCAAGUAGCGAAGAUGAAAAACUAACAGCUGUCAAAGGAACUCCAAAAAUUGCUGCAAAAGCUACUCCUAAAACAACCCCAAAAGCUACUCCUAAAAAGCCUGAGAGCUCAUCCUCUGAUUCCAGUAGUGAAGAUGAAGCCCCGAAGAAGGUAGUAAGUACUCCAAAAGCAGCUCCAGCUAAGAAAGCCACACCAAAAGUUACUCCCAAGGCAACCCCUAAAAAACAAGAAUCUUCUUCAGACAGUUCAGAUAGCAGUGAGGAUGAAAAACCUGCAAAGCCAACGCCUGGCAAAGCAAGUCUAAAGUCAACCCCCAAAAUCCCUGCUAAGGCAACCCCAAAGAAAACUGAAUCCUCCAGUUCCUCAGAUUCGUCAAGUGAAGAUGAAAAGCUUCAAAAUAAGAACAACAAUCAGAAAGCAACACCUGUGAAGCCUGCAGCAAAAGCUACUCCUAAAGCAACUCCUAAAGCAACUCCUAAAGCAAAUGCUAAAAAGGCUGAAUCCAGUAGUGAUUCAAGCUCUUCAGAAGAGGAAGAACCCAUACCCAAGAAAGCACAACCAGCAAAAGCUGCAGCAAAAGCAACUCCAAAAGUGACACCCAAAGCAAAAGCUGGGAAAGACAGUGGAACAAGUGAUUCGGACAGUGAUUCAUCAAGCGAAGAUGAAAAAGCAGGUGCUAAGAAAACUCCAGCAAAAGUAACCCCUAAAGUUGCUCCAAAACCUGCAGCUAAGACCACACCCAAAGCGACUCCCAAGAAACCAGCUGAAAGCUCCUCAGAUUCUGAUUCCAGUUCAGAAGAUGAGAAACCGAAGCCGAAAACUCCAGUGAAAACACCAACGAAAGUGCCUGUGACCCCAAAAAGUAAGAAAACUGCAAAAGAAGAUUCAAGCUCAGACUCAAGUUCAAGUGAAGAUGAUUCAAAAAUCACAGAAUCGAUUCUGAAGAAGACUAAACCAUUAGCAAAAUCAACCCCAGCUCCCUCCAGAACCCAAUCUGUUUUGAAGAAAGCUGCUGCAAAAGAUGACUCAAGUAGCUCUGAUUCUAGUUCUGAGGAUGAAGCACCCAAAGCCAAGACACCAGCUAAAUCCCCAGCUGCUAAAACGACUCCAAAACCUACUCCAAAAUCAGCAGCUAAAAAAGACUCCUCAUCAUCUUCAAGUUCAGAAUCAGAAGAAGAAACAAAAUCAAAGGUGGUAAAAACUCCAACAAAAGUAACCCCUAAGCCUGCUGCUAAGAAACCAGCGGAAAGUUCCAGCGAUUCUAGCUCUAGUGAAUCCGAAGAUGAUAAGAAGCCAUCUGCAAAAAAGACACCAGCUGCAAAGGUAACUCCUAAAGCCACACCUAAAUCUACACCUAAAUCAGCUAAAAAAGAAUCCAGUUCGGACGACUCAAGCAGUUCCGAAGAUGAAGCACCUCAAAAGAAAGCUACUCCUGCUAAAAAGCCAGCUCCCAAAACACCAGUGUCGACUAAAAAUACCCCUAAACAAACUAAAAAAGACAGUUCAAGUUCAGACUCCUCUUCAAGUGAGGAUGAAGCCCCGACUAAGAAAACCCCGAACAAAUCACAAACUAAAAGCCCUGUAAAAACCCCAAAUGGUGUUGCCAAAGCAACCCCUAAAAAAGACAGUAGUAGUUCCAGUGAUUCUUCUUCUGAGGAUGAGAAAAAACCUGCUAAACCUGCCGGGAAAACUCCUAAUGGAAAAUCCCCAGUCGUGGCCAAAGUGAAUGGGAAAGACUCAAGUUCUUCGGACAGCUCUGAUAGCGAUGCAGAACCCAGCACGAAAAAAGCUAAAGUGAAUGCUACAGCAAAUAAACAGAAUAAAAGUGUAAAUAAAAAGGAUGAGAGCUCGAGUUCAGAAGAAUCAAGUUCGGAAGAAGAGACCUCAACUCCUAAAAUACCCAAUGGUGUGAUGAAAAAGACUCCCAUUUCUAAUGGUAAGGGAAGUCAAAACGCACCGUUUCGACGGGUAAAAGCGGAAGAAGUUGAAGUAGAUCACAGACUGGCUGAUAAUUCAUUUGAAGCGAAGAAAAAUGCACGAGGAUCAUGGGGAGAGAGGGCCAAUCAUGAUUUAAAACAUACAAAAGGAAAAUCAUUCAGACAUGAAAAAACUAAGAAAAAACGUGGAAGUUACGCUGGAGGAAGUAUUGACUUCUCAGUUAAUUCUAUCAAAUUUGACGAUUAAACAUAGAAAAUAUUUAACUUUAACCUUUGCAGUGUUCUGAAGCUUGGCAGUUAUUAAGCUCUAAGCUCAACAAUUGAUCAAGUUCUGAAACAUACAAGAGUUUUGGUACUUGGCAGUUAUUGAGCUCUAAGCUCGUAAUUGAUCAAGUGAUUGAAAUGGACAAGAGUUAUGGAACUUGGCAGUUAAGCUUGAAAGUGUACAGUGUUAUUAAAACUAAAUACAAUUGUUGGACUUUGUAGAGUUAAGUGUAGUAGAGUUAUGUCAGAGUCCAGAUAUGUUCAAAGUGAGGUGAACUUAACGCUGUAAAAUAAAUUGUUUGAUAUCGUAUAAAUCAAGAGAUGAAGGAAAUAUGGUCUAGAGGUUAUUAAGAAGUUUUUUUAAACUUUGUGUAUGACAACAUAAAACCAUUUAGUGAAAUUGCAAGAACCAUGGACUGAAAAUUGGUUCAAGAUGGAAAUCAAGCCUGAUACACAUAAAAACCUCUUAACAAUCCACUUCAGGAGCUAAUCAAUAAUAGAAUAGUUGUGUUGAAGUAAAAGAGAGAUAUCCAAGGAUAUACCUGAAAUAUUUUUUACUUGACAAGUCAGAACACAAUGACAAUACAAUGUUAAAAUAGAGAAACCAGUUCAUAUAUCUAACUGGAAAGACCAUACAAUUGACACAAUGUAAAACUUUGUUGACUAUACAGUUAUUUUCUAUAUUUUAGUGUAUGAGUGUAAAUUUUAAAUUUAAUUUCUCAAUUUUUGAAUAUACAUAUAAUCAUGAUAUGACAAGAUAUUUUUGCACUUCUAGGAAUUUUUUUUAAGUUUGAAUACGCUGAUUGCUUCAUUAAUGCCAUUGAAGAAAUCAUGAACACAUGUAAGUCUAUAAGGGAUUGUCCAUGGAUGGUUUUCAAUUUCAAUUUAGACAUGUCUUCUGAAUUUUCUCAAACUUUUCUGGAGGUGCAUAUAUAUCUUAAACAGCUAUUAAUUAUCAAAUUUUGCCGAUUUUUUGGGGGAGAUAAUGUUUUUGUUAAGGUGGUUGGGUUGUUGAAGUUUUUUAGGUUUUUGUUUGUUUUCUUUACCUCAUAAUUUCAAUUCAAUAUUUAUCGUGAGUUCACAAGGUAUAGUUAUUUAAAUGGAUUAUGUGCCCUUGUUUCUUCAUAAUUAUAUAUUAAUCAUGCAUUAAAUCAUUUUAAAGAUGAGCUCCGCCUCUUUAUUCGGCUGACCUAAGGUCAUCUUAAUAAGAUGGACCUUGUACUACCUUUACAUAAAUAAACCAAGUACUAACAUCAGAAUCGCAAAACAAAACCCGAAAUCCAAAACAUUUUGGCGAAACAUAUGUAGUAGCUAAUGAUCUUUUCACAUGAGGAAGCUUCUCAAUCAUUAGAGUAAGUGUUUUAUUAAAUAUGUUUUUGUUUUUGAAAGUUUGUAAAUGCAGCAAAUUGAUUUGACUGUAUGCCAGGAAAUACAGUCAAUCAGUCUCGACAUUGCAAUUACCACUCGUGGGCUCUGAUUGGCUGUAUUGAUUAGUGUACAAUCCAAUCAAGAAUUAUAUCAAACCUCAUUGUAACUUCAUUGCCAAAUUAUCAAGGUAUGAGAAACUUUGUCUAAUACCUUGACAUCAAUAGCCACUUUUCGACAGCGAAUACAGUCAACCAGAGCCCUUGACAGUAAAUAUUAUGACUUAACAUUAACGGACAUUCUCCUGAGGCCUCUGAUUGACUGUAUUUGCUACAUACAGUCCAAUCAAAUCACUGCAUUUGCUAAUUUCUGUGACAAAAGAGAGGUGGCUAUUGCAGUAAAGGUAUAAAACAAAGUAAUACCUCCACAAUGUGAAGAUUGUUGAUGUCAGAGUAUUUAGAAUACUAACAUAUAGUAUAACAAUUUAGAUGAAUGGAUCUUGAUGAGGCUAUAGAACUGGUCCCUGUUUCUCAAAAAAUUUUAGGAUGAAAAAUUGUAACUGUAAUAUUACAUGGAGAAAUAUAACACAACAAAAUUCAAUCGUACUAUUUUUCGAGAAACAGGGGCCUGAUGACGUAACCAAUGUAGCUUGUAUUAUUGUUUCUGAAUCUGUAUAUUAUACAUUGUUUGCAAUUUGAUAACUUGUUGAUAUUUUGUACCAAUGUCUAUUGAAAUAAGUAUUGAAAUUCUGUAUAUAUAUAUAU
Messenger RNA from Lottia gigantea (owl limpet), 5134 nucleotides. RefSeq lists its product as hypothetical. The transcript is spliced from 6 exons. The record is from RefSeq and is a predicted model, not a curated record. Gene Ontology annotation, cellular component: nucleoplasm; nucleolus. NCBI's taxonomy places the organism in Eukaryota, Metazoa, Mollusca, Gastropoda, Lottiidae. The coding region runs from base 1 to 2988 and encodes 995 amino acids.